This is a messenger RNA of Sordaria macrospora k-hell, 1416 nucleotides long. Lineage: Eukaryota; Fungi; Ascomycota; Sordariomycetes; Sordariales; Sordariaceae. The record is from RefSeq and is a predicted model, not a curated record.
AUGGAGGUUGAGACAUAUCUCGGCUCGCCUAUCAGGUUAGCCCAAGAAGUUGGGGUAUCAGUUCCACGAAUCGAGACGCUCUACGCCCUCCUUCACAACACCAACAUCGCCAACCGCAGCAAACCCAAGGCGGAUGCUCUGGGCCCGCCUCUUCAGCCAGGAUCGCCUUCUGCUAGCCCUCUGCCCCGGGGAACGCCAGGUACUCCACGUGCAAAUGGCGUGGCCAACGGAAACGGGUUGCCACGGAUGCGCCCUAGGGGCUCGUCGCAGCUGGGAGCACCACCCGGCAUGCGCAGGCCUACCCUGAACGGCGGUCCACCGCCACCCAACGGAUACCCCAGGCCACCAACCAGUGGAAGCCGACAGCCGUCGAGGAGGGGUUCGAUGGAAGGAGCUGAUUUGGAAGAGUUUAGCCAUUUGGUGCUUUACGACGACAUUCCAGAAGGUGGCGAGGGCGGUUAUUCGCCGCACGACCUGGCUUUGCGGGAAAGAGAGUUGCAGCUGCGGCAACGAGAGCUCGCCUUGAGGGAGCAAGAGAUGAGGUUAAGACGUGCUGCUGCUGCUGGCGGUCCCCCGCCGGGAUCCAGAAGGGGCCCCCCAUCGAGGUACAACGGCGGUUUUGACGAUGACGAUGAUGACGACGACGAUUUCUACGACCCGGCUUCUGCGCCUCCCGUGCCACUGAUCGAUCCCGACAACUUUGACAUGAUGAGCGUCACUUCCAAGAAGAACCGGAAAGCCCCCAACGAUCAUCACCAAUUGCGCAAGAACCCCGAGCCCAAUGCGCCUGUUUCCCGGACUAGUAGGUUUAGGCCGAAGUUUGGACGGAACCGAUCGAGCCAAAUCGUCGCCGAUAUUCCGGGGUUGCACGACAACGUUUUGGACGACCCGUUGAUGAGCUUCACCUCGAAUCGGUAUGGCCAUGUGGACCGGGGAGCGAUACACAUGGAAUCAAGGACAAACUCUUUGACGUCCGCCCGUCUGGAUGAGCUGCAGUACACUCAGGGCCCUCCGCCACACGGAGGCAUGCCGAGGCGCGCCAGUCAAUCACCAGGGAACCCAUACAGCCCGUCUAUGAGGGGCGGUAGCGGUCGCCCUUCCCCACCAAACGGCUACAGCGCGCCGUACAUGAACGGCGGCGGGCGACCGUCGCCUCCGGAAGGGAUGAGGCAGCCCAUGCCCCGUUAUCCCCCAGGACACGGAAACGCGGUCGUGCCGCAGCAGGUGGAACAGCAUGCCGGGGUGAGCGCCCUCCAACCACCAGAGACCAUGAUGUCCAAAAAUGUUCGAAGUCUGACUGGUAGUGCAAGCGCCAGCGCGGCGAGUGGUGAUUCUACACAUCAGCUCGAGUCAUCGGAACCCUCGGCACAUAGCAGCCAGAGUAGCCUAGCUCGUCCACCCAUUGGAGUGCGCUAA